Molecule: messenger RNA, 2574 nt
Organism: Ictalurus furcatus (blue catfish)
Lineage: Eukaryota; Metazoa; Chordata; Actinopteri; Siluriformes; Ictaluridae
Product: hydrocephalus-inducing protein-like
Exons: 3
Coding region: 722-1090 (122 amino acids)
Biological process (GO): axonemal central apparatus assembly; cilium movement
Cellular component (GO): axoneme
Source: RefSeq, a predicted model, not a curated record
CUGAGUAAUAAGUCCACUUGUGCCUUUGUGGUGUCCAACCCAGGGAGGUUCAAUGUGGAUAUGCAGUAUGAGAUAAAAGGGCCUGAAAAGCUGCACUGCCACCUGCAGGUGGAGUCCACAACAGCUGUGGUGCUAGUGGGAGAACAUAAUUGAUGCAACCUCAGCUUCUUACCCCUGAAGUAGUGUGACCUCAAACAUAUGGGCUUCUUAAUCAAGGCAUCCUGUUUCUUUUUUCCUCUUUGUCUUUUAUUUUUAUUUAUUUAUUUAUUUAUUUAUUUUUUACAUCUUUUUUUGUAUUUCAUUUUUGUAUAUUCAUGUUUAGUGAGUUUGCAAUGUUUUACGAUUCUUGCUUUUGAUUCUACUCUGUAGGUAAAGGACGGCUCUGUUUUCCGUUGCCGUCCGCUGGGUUCUGCCACCAGCCUGGGUCUGGAGUUUUCUUUCCUCAAGUACAACUUUGGAAAGACCUUCAUUUACUCUGCUGGCAUGGUGCCUGCCACAUGCACACUGCUUAUCAGCAACAAAGGCGAAAGAGGAAUCAGGUAAAUGGUGGGGUCAUCAUGCAUAAACUGUAACUCAUUAAUUUUUUGUGUUUUUAAAAAUAUUUUUAAUUAUAUGUUUCCACUUCAUCUAUUAUAGUGUGGACUGUUUAUUCUCCAACACUCCUUUUCUGGAAGUGAGCUUCAUACCUGAUAUCAUACCAUAGCUCCAUACUGUUGGUAGCAUGGAGGUGCCUUUCAUGUUCUACCCACGAGAAGCAAUGCCUUACCAUGAAAAGGUGGUCUUUGAGAUAAACAAGUGUUCCAUGCAGGUAGUGGAGAUCAUGGGGCAAGGAAUUGAGAUGAAGAUUGACGUAGAGGAUCCAAAAUUAAAGAUUGUGAAGCUUGGAACUCUACAGGUGGGCCAGAGGAGCAAGAAGCUCAUACCUCUGAUAAACAACAGUCUGUCUUCCUUGACCUUCUCUCUCCUCUUCACACCCUCUGCACAGACUCUACUGAACUCUAAGGUCCUGUCAGUGAAUCCAAGUAGGAAGGUGACGCUGAAGGGUGGAGGGGGAAAGUGUGUGGUGGAGGUGCUCUUCGGCCCUCAGUGACGCAUGGCCCCGUUCAGUGAGGAGGUGCAGCUGAAGUGUUUGGGCACCAUACGCCCCCUACUGGUACUGAAAGGCUGCUGCCAGGGUGUGGAGGUCACACUGGACCAGAACUACUUGUCCUUUGGAGCUGUGGCCCAGCGUUGCAAAGCCACACGUCCUAUUAUGCUGCAAAAUAUAGGAGACAUUGGGGCUAGGUGCAUAUAUACAUACACAUAUUCAUAUCGACCAUCAUGUGCAUGAUAUGUUCUUGAGCAGGGAAGUCAGACUCCAAUCCUGAAAGGCGACAUUAAUACAUGGUUCAGCAUUUUACUUCAUUUAACAUGCCACAUCAGGUAAUAAACCCUUUUGCAAAGUUCGAGAUUCUACUCAACAGACAUUUGUUGGGAGUAGGAAAGACAGCAACGGCACAAUUUAUGAAUGACAAUGCUGAAUUUUGUGAUUAUUUUGUGAUUGUGAUUAAGAGGAAGAAGAAAAAUAGUUCUUCAAGCUGACACUCCCACUGUAGAAAAUGAAAUAAGUGCUACUCUUCAUUCUCUGUUCUUUUUUUUUUUUUUACUGUUCACAAUGUCCAUGAAUACAUUAUUAAAUAAUAGUUUGUUUUACCAUCAUAUGAUUAUAUUCAAUAAAGUUCUCUCUUUACAGAUGUAAUCAUUUACCUGAUUUGAUAAUUAAGUACACUCUAAUCAUAAACAUUCUAAUAAGUUUUUCUCUUGUACACAUAUUUUAUGUAUUGUUGUGGUUUAUAUAUCUUUUUUUUUUUUUUUUUCUUUUGCGGUAAUUACUAUUCUCUGGCAAAUCAAGAAUUUUGGAUUCUUACUUUGCAUAACUUUUUAAAGACCUUGUGUGUAUUUUUGUAUCAGGUUCAAGUAGGUUGCAAAGGCUUUUGCUCCAGACUUCAGUAUCUGCCAUGCUGAAGGUUACAUUUGCCCAGGAAUGGAGAUGCCUUUGGUGGUGACCUUUGCUCCUGAUGAGGUCAAGCAGGAGCUGUACUAUGAUAACCUUUUUUGCUCUAUAGAGGGGGGCAAGCCUGUAACCCUCACCCUUGCUGGCUCCUGCAUUGUUCUCCCAGUAGCCAAUCAGGUAAAACAUUGUCUCUGUGUGAUUAUCAUAGGUAUUAAUUGUCUUUUAUUGAUCUGUGACCUAUAUGUAUAUACUCUCUCUUUUCCCCCUCUACAGGUGCUGAAUUUUGUGUGUCAGGUCCGUAGUCAGUGCACUCAGUUUGUGACUCUGUCUAAUAAUACUAACCAGCACUGGUGCCUGAAGCCUGUGAUUGAGGGUGAAUAUUGGAGUGCUUUACUUUCCCUCGUCAUAGAGCCAUACCAGCAAAAUAAAGCCUACAAGAUCACCUAUAAGCCCAUGGCCAUGACCACGGAUGGUAAAAAGCACCUGCUAAAUCUCUCUCUACCAGAGAUCAGUUGGUUUAGCUUGAGUAACCUGACGGAACAUGGACAAUCCUGGAAUCCCUGUUUGACAGUUUAAUUAAC